ACAUCUUUCCUCUCUCUCAUUGUUUAUAAAUCAAGACAAUGUCAAGCAUAAUCCAGACCACUACACAUCUCGGUGAAAUUCGCGGGAAAACCACGAAUGGUGUCACCCAGUUCUUGGGUAUCAAGUAUGCCACCCUGAAGAAUAGACUUGCAGAUGCAGAACUAGUCGAAAGGCGCGCUGGAGGCGUUCUUGACGCAACUAAAGAUGGGCCCACCGCGAUAUCACCCCUAGGUGGUUGUGACUUGGAACUCAGCGCGAUUCAACACACCCUACCCAAGAAGGAGCUCACCCAGUCGGAUGUGGACUGUCUGAACCUGAAUAUUGCUGUCCCUGCAGGCACUUCUGCGCAUUCGAAACUUCCCGUUUUUGUCUUCAUCCAUGGCGGUGGUCUCAUGAUUGGGGCGAAUUCCUGGCCUCAGUUUGACUACGAGCGUUUCGUCAAGUUGUCCAUUGACAGUGGACUACCAAUUGUUGCAGUAUCAAUCAACUAUCGUCUAGGACCAUUUGGAUUCUUGACCUCCGAUGAACUGCGCAACGCUGGGUAUAAAGCCAACAAUGGGCUGCGAGACCAGAGGGUGGCUUUGGAAUGGGUACGCAGGCACAUUGCAGACUUUGGAGGGGAUAUCGAUAACAUCACUGUCGCUGGGAUGAGUGCUGGAGCAGCCUCCGUCACAUUCCAUCUCGACUCCGAAACACCGCUAUUCAAACGCGCUAUUUUGAUGAGUGGCUCUCGGUUCUUUGUCCAGGCUCUGCCAUACGACGCCCACGAGGGCAACUAUCAACACGCGAUGUCGGCACUUGGAUUGCAAAAUGCUACGUCGGACGAAAGGAUCAAGGCCCUUUUGGAAACACCGGGCCAAGAUCUGCUUGCUAAACUUCCUCCAUCUGUCUUAACUUCUCCUGCGGUUGAUGGAGAUAUGGUUCCGUCUGCCGUAACAUAUGCACAGGUAGCUGAUCAGACAAGCGAUAUCCCCAAGGGAAAACAGUGGUGUCGCGAUUUAUUAAUUGGUGAUGCCCAGUAUGAUAUCAACAUUCUCGCCAUCCUACUGCCUCAUUUGAAGAACGCAUGUGCAGGGCGAUUUGCGAAAGCCAUUCACUCCGUCUUUCCCUCCAAGCAAGAACUAGCGACACAGAUAUUGGCAGGAUACGGGUUGACUGCCGAAACUACGGACGAUGAGGCUUUCCCUGCGGUUCUCAACUACCUUAACGAUAUCUUCAUAUUGGCGCCAACGCUGACAUACACGCGUGGGUGGAAAGGGCAUACAAAUGUCUACUACUUCAACGAGGGAAAUCCUUGGGAUGGACCUUGGAAGAGCAAGGCUGGCCACAUAUUGGAUGUCGCUUACCUGUUCCAGAAUUUUAGAGAGUUCUUGACUCCUCCGCAGCAGAAGAUAGCAGCUGCGUUCGCAGUUGAUUUCUUUAAGUUUUGCCAUGGCAUUAGACCAUGGCCUGCCGUGAUAGACGGCGACAUCGAGAAAGGAUUUACGACGCGAGUCUACGGGCCCUCCUCUGAGGGAGAGACAGUUGCACAAGUAGCUCGAGCCUUUGGUGACCACACCCGACGAAGGCCGGUUUUAUUCGAUCUAUCUGACGGAGCGUCCUUGGAUGAACUGGCAAGGGCCGCUGCCGUAUUUAUGAGAAGAGAACCUGUACCUUACGACCCUUCACGCCCAUGGUUUCCGCAAUAUGGUGCCGGCAAUGGAGAAGGGACUCCCUACUUCCGUGGCAACAUUAUAAUAUUGAAUUCCGUCAACUACUUCCAAGGCCAGCCAAUAACAUUGACAUGCCGAAUUGUGGACGUGCAUAAACCCUUUUGGAAGGCGUGCGCGGUGACUGUCCAAGUCGAGGGACCUCUGGGCACUUUAGGCGGAACACUACAGGUCAGAAUGUUCGACAGACGCUUUACACCAGGCAUGCGAUUGAGGUUUGGCUGUCCGAAUUGGUGCCAUGCCAUCGAAGCGGGAUAUCGGUAUUAUGGGUCAUGGCCAGCCAUGCCGAAUGCACAGCCAUCAAGUAAUCCUGCAGGCAGUCAAGAUCCACCAAAUACUCUCAGCUUGAAUCAAAGAGAAGAGCAUCUCCAAAGGGCCAUGAUGUAUUACUACGAGACGGAACUGCAAGCGUACAACAAUCUUCGUGACCUUCAAGUGGGACAUAUCCCCAAACUGCUUGGUACUGUUACGAUGGCAUGGCAAGUAACGAAUGAAAUGGGGUACACCUUCUUUGGAUCUUGCCCUGGAUUGAUUCUCGUUCCUCUCAUCGGAACCCCAUUCCUCGAUAUGCACUACAUCUUACAGCACACAUGGCAGUUCAUUUUCAGGGAUCUUUGCAACAUCAGACAGAUUCUGCAGAGUCGAGGCUGGCAUAGAAUUGAUACGACCCCGAGGAAUCUUCUCAUCGUUCCAUGCCAUCCCUGGGGCCUCUUCAAGGUGGUACUGCACAGCCUGCAAUUGAACGACGGGCCUGGUGAAACUGGGACAUCGAUCACAUUUACACCUUGA
Molecule: messenger RNA, 2498 nt
Organism: Aspergillus neoniger CBS 115656
Lineage: Eukaryota; Fungi; Ascomycota; Eurotiomycetes; Eurotiales; Aspergillaceae
Product: putative carboxylesterase
Exons: 7
Coding region: 39-2498 (819 amino acids)
Source: RefSeq, a predicted model, not a curated record